AUGCCCAGUCGAGCAACGCAGACCUCCCGCCCGGUGGCCGGGACCCGGUCAAAGGAUCACCAGCACAAGUUUGUGAACGCUUGGAAGCCGAACGGGAGAAGCCUUCCUGACACUUCAGAUGAAAAAACGAUGACAUUCGACCUGGCCAGCAACAUCUUACGGACGGGUGCCUAUUUCAGAAAGAGGGCCGGACGACGUUCCACAAUCACCCGCUAUUUCUUUGUGGGCGACCCCCACAGUUCACAAGGGUUUCUGCGAUAUUUCCAAACUCACAAGGCUGCUUCAACCACUACACCACGAGGCACUUUUGAUUUGCUGGACCUUGUCAGGGCCACCUGGGACGGCGAGCAGCGCUGCGUGACGCUGACGCAGUCAACCAAGAGCGAUGUUUCAGAGCGGGGCCUGGUCGACAUCCCUGAAAGCUUUUUCCAGGCGCUGCUCUUCGCCGUCCAUGAGGCAGAGUUUCGGCGCCAACACCCCGAGAUCGCCUCAGCGCGGUGA
Messenger RNA from Symbiodinium pilosum, 501 nucleotides. NCBI's taxonomy places the organism in Eukaryota, Dinophyceae, Suessiales, Symbiodiniaceae. The record is from the annotation of a GenBank genome assembly.